This is a messenger RNA of Apodemus sylvaticus (European woodmouse), 1112 nucleotides long. It is a transcript of the gene Snrnp48, whose product is annotated as small nuclear ribonucleoprotein U11/U12 subunit 48. The transcript is spliced from 9 exons. The record is from RefSeq and is a predicted model, not a curated record. Bases 39 to 1052 code for a protein of 337 amino acids. Gene Ontology annotation, cellular component: U12-type spliceosomal complex; cytosol; nucleoplasm. Lineage: Eukaryota; Metazoa; Chordata; Mammalia; Rodentia; Muridae.
GCAGUUCGGCCACUUCCUGCCUGAGGUGAGCUGCUAUCAUGGAUGCCGAGCCUCCUCCUCUGGAAGAGCGGCGUCGGCUGCAGGAGGAGCUGAGCGAGUUCGUGGAGAGCUGCUGCCGGACGCUGGAGGAGGUGACGGCGUCCCUGGGAUGGAGCCUGGAUCAGCUGGACCCCGGGGACGAGGGGGAGGCCGAGGAUGAAAUCGCCAUAUGCCCUUAUGAUUCCAAUCACCGCAUGCCUAAAUCAUCACUAACAAAGCACGUGGAAUCUUGCAGAUUGAGAAAACUGGGAUAUACCAAAGAGGAAGAGGAUGAAAUGUACAAUCCUACUUUUUUCUAUGAAAAUUUGAAGAUUCCUUCAGUUACUUUGAAUAAGGACUCACAGUUCCAGAUAAUUAAACAAGCUAGGAACACAGCUGGGAAAGAUGGUGAUUGUUAUAGCCAAAGAAUGUAUUCUUCAGCGCCUGUUGAAGUUCCUCUGAAUCACAAACGAUCAGUUUGUGACCUCACCCAAGCAGAUCGCCUCGCCCUGUAUGAUUUUGUCAUUGAGGAGACAAAGAAAAAGCGCUCUGGUCCUCAAGUCAUUGAAAAUGACAGUGACCUGUUUGUAGACUUGGCUGCUAAAGUCAAUCAAGAUAAUAGCCGAAAAAGUCCAAAAUCUUACUUGGAAAUCUUGGCAGAAGUGAGAGAUUAUAAAAGAAGGCGCCAGUCCUAUAGAGCUAAGAAUGUUCAUAUAACCAAAAAGUCAUACACCGAGGUAAUUCGGGAUGUGAUAAAGGUGCACAUGGAAGAGCUCAGUAACCAUUGGCAAGAAGAACAAGGAAGGGCAGAAGAUGGUGCUGAAAAGAAUGAAGCAAGGCGGUCAGCUUCGGUAGAUUCACGACAAUCUGGUGGAAGUUAUUUGGAUGUUGAAAGUUCACGGCAUAGAAGGGCUCGGAGUAGGAGCCCACACAAACGAAAAAGAAAUAAAGAUAAAAGUUCUGAGUCGAGAAGAAGGAAAGAGAGGGAUGGAGAAAGACAUCACAGUCAUAAAAGAAGAAAACAAAAAAUAUAAACAGAAUGUAAAUGCAUUAAUUGUGCUUAUGGAAUAAAUAUGCUGAUAUUUUAAUUACAA